Coregonus sp. 'balchen' is the source of this 998-nucleotide messenger RNA. The record is from the annotation of a GenBank genome assembly. Lineage: Eukaryota; Metazoa; Chordata; Actinopteri; Salmoniformes; Salmonidae.
GAAAAGAUCCGCUGUCCUCCAAUUCGUUUAGAGAAGGCGAGGAAAGAGGAUGUGAGGAAUCAGGAAACCUAUGAGGAAGAGCCAUGGAUUGGUUAGCUAGAUGGUGGUGGUGAGUUAAGGAGGCACUCUGAUUGGUGGGCUGUGUGGACACGUGAGAGGGGACCAGUAGAGUAGCAGCAGGGUCAUAAUAGCAGUAGUAGCAGCAGGGUCAGCUCCACUCCACACUGACUGAGCACUGGGGCAUCAUGCAGAGGAAGAGCAGCUUCACUGGGCUCCUCAUCACUGCUCUGUGUGCAGUGGCCUCUGAUAAACUCAGAGAAUAUCACUAUGUGUCUGAACAGAAGACCUGGUCAGAGGCUCAGCAGUACUGCCGUGAGCACUACACUGCCCUGGCCUUCAUCAGCAACCAGGAAGAAGUAGAUCAGCUCUCUCCCAUUUCAAGGGGUGAUUGGACCUGGAUUGGUUUGCACAGAGAUGCUAAUGACCCAACAGGAUGGACAUGGUCAGGAGGAGAGAAAUUAAAAUUUAUGUUUUGGAAAUCAGAAGAGCCAAACAAUGCUGAUGGCAUUGAGGACUGUGUCAUGGUACAGUGGGAUAUGAGAUGGUUGGAUUCUCUGUGCUCCCGGAAACACCCCUUCUUCUGCUACAAGGAGAAGCUGAUCCUGGUUCAGGAGAUGAAGACGUGGGAGGAGGCUCUGGAGUACUGCAGGGAUCACUACACAGACCUCCCCAGCCUGCUCUCUGAGACUGAGCAUCUCCAGGCCCAGAGCAGGAUGGAUGGUGCCCAGACGGACCAUGUGUGGACGGGUCUGAAAUUCCUGGCCAGAGAGUGGCUGUGGGUGAACGGGGAUCCCCUGGAGUACCAGGCCUGGACCGGGGGGAAGCUGCCCCACUGCCCCGCCCAAUACCUCCACUGUGGGACCCUGACCAGAGAUGAAGAGCACUGGGGAACCAGGAACUGUGAGGAGAGGAGGAACUUCCUCUGCUACAGAGCGUGA